Physella acuta is the source of this 1197-nucleotide messenger RNA. Its product is annotated as C-type mannose receptor 2. Lineage: Eukaryota; Metazoa; Mollusca; Gastropoda; Physidae. The record is from RefSeq and is a predicted model, not a curated record.
AUGGCUUCACGCCCAACACUAUUGUUUUUGCUCUUGGCUUUUAGCAAUCAAACUGGUGCAACGUUAUGGGACGGAGGUAAAAUUGUGGAUGGAAAGUGUUUUGUUUUUGUGAAAUAUCCUAAAGUGACUUGGAACGAAGCGCAGUCUGCCUGCGCAAACAUGGGAGGUGCUCUUGCGACCGUUAGCUCACUGUCACAAAUCAGUAAAUUUGAGUCGGAGUUCAGCAUAGGUGGAGAGGUAUAUUGGAUUGGUCUCAACGACAAAGCAGUUGAGGGACAAUUUGCGUGGGAUGAAACCAAGAGCCCAGCUACUGAAAUAACAAGUGAUUGGUGGGCACUAAAUUUCCCCACAACUUACAACAGUGACCUCCAAGAUUGCGGGGGAGUCACAAAUGGACACAUCUUUGACAGUUAUGGCACUUUAAAUCUAAUGUACCUGUGCAUUGAACCCAAUUCUUCUACGACAAAAUGCACUGCACCUACAACCCCACCUGCUACAGUAAUUCAGCCGGAAACCACAACAGCUAUAUCCACUAUUGGUAACACAAAAUGGGACGGAGCUAAAAUUGUGGAUGGAAAGUGUUUUGUUUUUGUGAAAUAUCCUAAAGUGACUUGGAACGAAGCGCAGUCUGCCUGCGCAAACAUGGGAGGUGCUCUUGCGACCGUUAGCUCACUGUCACAAAUCAGUAAAUUUGAGUCGGAGUUCAGCAUAGGUGGAGAGGUAUAUUGGAUUGGUCUCAACGACAAAGCAGUUGAGGGACAAUUUGCGUGGGAUGAAACCAAGAGCCCAGCUACUGAAAUAACAAGCGAUUGGUGGGCACUAAAUUUCCCCACAACUUACAACAGUGACCUCCAAGAUUGCGGGGGAGUCACAAAUGGACACAUCUUUGACAGUUAUGGCACUUUAAAACUAAUGUACCUGUGCAUUGAACCCAAUUCUUCUACGACAAAAUGCACUGCACCUACAACCCCAUUAGCUACAACCCUACCAGCUACAACCCCACCAUCUACAACCCUACCAACUACAACUCAACCAUCUACAACUCUACAAGCUACAACCACAGUACCUACAAGAACUAGCGCCAGCACCACUCAAGCUACAACAACAGACAGUUCUGCAGUGACUGUCACAAGCAAUGUUUUACAUUUCACGCUGUCGAUCACACUUACUGCAGUAUAUUUCUACACAAUGUCUUAG